Stegodyphus dumicola is the source of this 2842-nucleotide messenger RNA. RefSeq names its product zinc finger protein 367-like. The record is from RefSeq and is a predicted model, not a curated record. Lineage: Eukaryota; Metazoa; Arthropoda; Arachnida; Araneae; Eresidae.
CGAGGUUUUAGUGUCUAUUGGAAAGUGAACACGAGAGGUUUUUGUAGCUGUUGGAAGGUGAACACAAGGUUUUUGUGUCUGUUGGAAAGUGAACACAACGUGUUUUAAAGACUCAAAGGACUUAAAUGUUUUUAGAUUGGUCUGUUAUCAUGAUUCCUGAUAUAGAUGAAUCGUAUUUAAAAACAGAUGAACUCUCAAGUGAAUCGGAUAAUGUCAUAUCUAGCAGAAAUAACCAAAACAAUUUUUCGACUUGCAGUGAAAGUGAACCUGAACUUUCAAAUAACCCUCGUUUUAAUAAUGAUGAAUCGCGUUUAGUAGCUGAAGAGCAAUCGAGUGAAGCUGAUAAAGAUAUUUUUAGUGAAAACAGCCAGCAAAGCUCUUUUUCAAGUCGUAGCGCCAGUGGAAGUGAGCUUGAAUAUUCAGGGAAUCGUAAAUGUAAAAACUCUAAUUAUAGUGUUCGUCGAGGAAGACCCAGAUCAGAAAUUAUAACUUCUUUGAUGGAGGAAGGUGCUGCAUCCCAAAGCAACAUAAAAUGCAGUAUUUGUCAACGAGUAUUCCCUAGAACAAAGUCAUUAUCUGCGCACAUGCGAACUCAUACUGGUGAGAAACCUUAUGCCUGUGAUUAUCCGGAGUGUAACAAGAUUUUUACUCAAAGUGGACAGCUGAAGUCACACUUGCGAACGCAUGCUAAUGACAUGCCAUUUGUCUGUACAUAUCCAGGAUGCGGAACUCGUUACAAACACUCCAGCAGAUUCUGUCGUGGACAUCCAAGAAGUCCUUUAAUUCGAGAUGGCAAAGGACUAGAGGGUCCAAAUGCUGCAGAACUGACUAAAGAACAGAUGCAGUGGUUGAAUAAAUACAAGGAAAACAGACGACAAGCUCUUCAAAAUCUUAAGCGUCAGAGGAUUGAAACAAAUGAAAAUGAUUCAAGGAUGCCAAAAAAAGUGAAGCAGAAUGCAAAACAUGAAGAUGAUUUGGAAGUACAAAAAAGACUCUCUUUAAUUUCUACUAGGGAAAGGGAGGCAGUUCAGGGUUUACUGCAUCUUCUUGAUCCACAUCUUCACAUUCCAUGCUUAUCUUAAUGAUUUGACAAACUUAGAGCUAAAACUGCAUGUUAUGUUCCUGACAACAUUUUAUUAGAUGCUUGCUAAAGUUCAUCAUAUUUUUUUAAAUAUAUUGAUUUAAUGAAUAGUUUAACAACUCUUCACUGUGUGAGCUGCAUGUGAAUUAGAAAUUUCUUGCAAUUCACUGUUUUAAAUAAUUUUAUGUAUUAAAUACAAUUUCUCGUUAAUUCUCAUUUUGUUACUUUUGAAUUUUUUGAACAACCCCAAAAUGGGAUAUCUUUUUAGUGGUGCUUUAUAGUGAUAUUGGUGCUGUUAAGGUAAACAUUGUUAUGCUUUGAUCUCUUACAAACAUGUAUUUCCAUCAUAAUUUUCAUACUUGGUCUGUUUUGUAUCUGUGACAGGCUUAUUCUUAUUUCACCAGCCUUCUUCUGCUCGUCACAACAUCCUAUGAAUAAAUCAUACGAUGUUGUGAUGAGCAGAAAAAGGCUGGUGAAAUAAGAAUAAGCCUGUAAGUAAUAUACUUACUGACAAGCUUGAUAUCUAUGGAUCUUUAGCAAUAAUCUCAUCUUAUUUUAUUAUAGGUAAAAAAUUAAACCUAACCAAUCUUGGAUUUAUGCUGUCGUAUAUGUUUGUUUGAACAUAUGACACUUGUUUCAACAUUUAGUUUACUCUAGACACUUGUUUGAACAUUUAGUUUACUUAGUUACUUGUUUGAACCAAAAAGUACUGUUGCAGACACAAACUGUGAUAAUUAUGCAGAGAAUAUCAGGUAUUUGUAAGGGGCCAGUGCAUAAGAGUGUCCACAAUUUUGUCAUUAUAAAAGUACCAACAUCAUUAUAAUGGAACAACACGCUAUGAAGAUUCCAUUUCUGCAUUGUUCAAAAGUGGAAAAAAUCAGUAUUAUGACAAAUUUUUAGCAGUAUCUUUUCACUUACUGCAUCGCAAGACUUUUGCAAGCACCUAAAAUGUUCAGCUCCAAAAUAGUUGUUAUUUUUUGGAAUCAUUUUUGGAAAAUUGUUUUAUUGAGAUUGUAAAGCAGUAAUAGUUUUUUUUUUUUUUUUUUUUUUUCAACUGUACUUUUUCAUCUGCACUUGUAAAGCUUAUUUGCCAUUUAUAGUUGAUGUCAAAUAGCUCCUGUGAAAUCUGUGAUAAUAAAUUUGAUUUGAAUUUUAACAGUAUUUGAUACUGAUGGUGUAUAAUGCAUCAUUAGGAAAUUACCUAGUGAAGAUGCAGCAUUAGUUAUGUAUUGGUAAUGUUAAAAUUCACCGGUGCCAAAUCGUAUUAAAUUUUUUAAACCUGGUUUUUAUAAAAAUUUAAAAAGAUAGCUUUUAAAGUAUUCUGGAAAUAGUAAGCCAUCCAAAAAAUCCUUAUCUCCAAACUGUGUAUCAAUAUCUGGCAUUGAGUAAACCAAAUAGUUGUCAUUUGGAAAUGUGCUGGUGUUGUUGGUAUUUGCAUAAUGCUUUAACAUAUUGCCAUUGAAAGACUAAGUGUGCAUCUUAUUGUUUCAUCUUAACUUGAAAGAAGAAAAAAAAAAUUUCUUUCGAUAGCUUGGUUUUUAUAAAAUCUGUGCAAAUAUUUUUGCAUAUUGAUUUUAAAGUAUUUUAAAAUUAAUAGUUCAGAACUUUUAAUUGCUUUUAAAUAUUAAAUCAUAAUCCAAAAUUUUCAUACAGAAUUCUUUCUGAAAUUGUAUUUUGUCAAUAUUUAAAGUUUUUGAUGACUGUGUUUUCUAAAACCUUUCAAUCAUAUUAAUUUUGUUUAAUUAUACGAGUUUUUAGUUU